AUGGCCAUAACCAACAUCUCAUUUGAUCAGCCCCUCGUCGCGCAACCAGUCACCUGCUACUAUCCUAUCAGCGACAUAUACGCGCCGACUCCACGAUAUCUCUAUUAUGUCCUUCUGGCCUUGAGCUUCAUCACAGCCAGCCACGGCUGGGUUGCGCAUGUCAUCUUUGGAGCGGCAGUAUCAUAUGCCGCCACCGCGUCGCUCGAAGCUUUUAUCUUGCUUUCCGCUCACCUUGGUCUGCCUCCACCACAGAAUGUCACGGUAGCUCAUCUGGAUGUAGAGUACAUGACGGAUGUAUCGAAUGACAUGCGGACUCUUGCCGCAAACACCAGAUCCGUUGUUGUGCAGCCCGACUACCUAGAGCUGGAUAUCGACGCGGUGACUUGCAUUGUGAUCACGGCAUAUCUUGUGGGCUUACCGUUGCAAUGCUGGUCAAGCACGGCGCGAACAAGUCGGAUCCUCCAUCUACUAAUCUUCAUCUGGAAUAUCAUUAUGCUUGCAGGGUCGAUAUCAGUCCUUGUGCUUUGGCCAAGUCUGAAUCUUGCACCACCUCAGUAUCGCUUCUGCUACUCAGGCAUUGAAGACAGCGAUACUGUCCAGAAUGACGGCUGGGAUGAUCAAUACUGGGCCGGUUCCUGGAAUGGGACCAUCUGGAGUCUGUUUGGUCCCUCUGUUCUUGACAACGAACGAUGGUUGAACCUCUCGACGAAUUGCUUCUAUCCGUGUUUCAACACCUCACAAGUGAUGCGAGAAUCAACGCGGCUACGGGCGACAGUGGUCGGUACUGAUGCCCCGGGGGAUAGUCAGCAUACUCGAAGCACUUGGGAAGGCGAUGCAUUCCAGCCUCUCGUUUAUACGGCAAUUGCCCUCUUUACCGCUGCACAGCUAUUUCUUCUGGUCGUCGGGCGACUGGAUUUAUGCACUUCAAGAGUACCCAUACAUCGGCCAUUUGAUCUCUGGUUUCGGAGGAAGGAGAUUUUCAGUGGGUUCACGGCUGACAUCAGAGCUGGUUAUUCAAAAACAGCACAAUUUUUGCGGCAUCCGACGUCGAAUUUCGCACCGAUGAGAAGUGUCAAACUCAACCAGGUGGCAAGGAUCACGAGAGCACACAAACAUCCCUUCAUCCUCUUCCUUAUAGACCUCAUAACGCUUUGCGUUCUUCUCGGGGCCAUGGUCUUCGGCCCUUUGAUCAUCAUUGCCUUCAUCGUGUGGAUUGAAAAUUAUAUCAAUACUGACGGCGAACCGGGCGAGCAGGUCAAAGCUGUGGGCCAAUGGCAAUUUAUAGUUCAGAUCGGCAUUAUCCUCCUCGCUGCGGUGAUUAUCAGGCUGCGGUAUAAAGUGGCAUCGGAGGAAGAGAUUCAGAGGGAUCUCGGGCACGCCAGGGAGCACGUCGAGAAACUGGAACGAAUCGCGGAGAAGAAGAGAACGGACAGAGGGGCAGCAGACGCAGGGCUAGGGCAGAAACGAAGUUUUCGAGGAGUCUUCCGGCGGAGGAAAAGGAGAGCGGCAAGUGAGGAAGACGCGAACAACAUAGACAACUCUCCAUCAGCGGAGUCUGCAGAAGGUGCCUCCGGCGUGUUGCGGGAGCUGAGAGACGAGAAAAAAUAG
Molecule: messenger RNA, 1608 nt
Organism: Fonsecaea nubica
Lineage: Eukaryota; Fungi; Ascomycota; Eurotiomycetes; Chaetothyriales; Herpotrichiellaceae
Exons: 1
Coding region: 1-1608 (535 amino acids)
Source: RefSeq, a predicted model, not a curated record